Messenger RNA from Morchella importuna, 627 nucleotides. RefSeq lists its product as uncharacterized. The record is from RefSeq and is a predicted model, not a curated record. Bases 1 to 627 code for a protein of 208 amino acids. Lineage: Eukaryota; Fungi; Ascomycota; Pezizomycetes; Pezizales; Morchellaceae. The transcript is spliced from 10 exons.
AUGGUUAGGGGGAGGGACGUUCAAAUCUCAUAUGCAGUUAUGCGAAUUAAGGGAGGCUUGGGGAUCUGUCGGUGGGACGGACGCACAAUAAGAGGACUGGACUGGGCUGGGCAGGAUAGGUUAGGGUUUCAAUGGGGAACACCUACCUGCCAGGCCUCGAAUCAUGCCAUAUCACCCGGUUUGCAAUGGAAAUAUACACAUCUCAAGGGGGCGAGGUACGAUGGUAAUUUGAGGAAAUGCAUACUGGGACGGCACUUUUUGGGAGAGAAAUCCCACGGUCCUGGUUUCGGUGCUGACGCGUCGAGAAGAAGGUACAUACGUAAGAUCGAGCUCAAGGGCGAUCGAUACUGGUUUGCGGUAGUUUGGCAUGGUGGGCUGCCUGCUGGUGACGACUCACGCCGCGCUCUGCUUAGAGACGGGACGGGGCGAGUUUGGAGUGUAGUGGGGUCUGAGCUUUUCAGGGUCGCCGUUUGGAGAAGAUAUGCAGGAUGUGGCUUUGUAAAACUCCCUUACUGCUAUGUAUUCUCCUACGGCAUCGAAUCUGCAGAGAGAGUCAGAGAUAGAAGAACUCCGUCGGCUAAGCUCUUCAUAUUUGUUGGGUCGUUGGAGAUGUUCGUGCAGGCCUGA